This is a messenger RNA of Colletotrichum karsti, 1770 nucleotides long. RefSeq lists its product as uncharacterized. Gene Ontology annotation, molecular function: nucleic acid binding. The transcript has a single exon. Bases 1 to 1770 code for a protein of 589 amino acids. The record is from RefSeq and is a predicted model, not a curated record. NCBI's taxonomy places the organism in Eukaryota, Fungi, Ascomycota, Sordariomycetes, Glomerellales, Glomerellaceae.
AUGACGCCCACGAGUCCGUCUGACCCUGCUGGACCCUCCGACGCCGGCAGCGCCUACACGAGGUUGCACGUUACUCCUUUCGACCAAGACCUCUUGAAGCUCGUCGUCCCCUCGGCUUCGCUGCCCAAGGCUCGCAACAUCUCCUACCACACGAUUGAGACCUUCCCCGAGAAGCGCUUCGGUUUCGUCGAGCUGCCCGAGGCCGACGCCGAGAAGGUCAAGAAGAGGCUGAACGGUUCGGUGCUGAAGGGUGUGAAGAUGAAGAUCGAAAAGGCACGCCCCGAGGAGAACUACCUCCCGGUCCCCGGCGAAGAGGAGGAAUCUGGGAAGAAGAGGAAGAAGAAGUCCAAAGAGCAGGAGGAGGGCACCAAGAAAAAGCGGAAGCGCGACCACAACGUCGUCGAGGGCGUCGAGCUGCGCGAUCGAAAGGUCAAGCGAGGCUGGACUGUCCCUGAAGAGGCCAAGAUUCGAGAGAAGAAGAGCAAGAAGGACAAGGAGAAGAAGGAAAAGAAGGACAAGCACAAGAAGAGGGAGGAACGCUCCAAGUACACCGACAAGGAGGAGUGUCUGCUAAAGACGAAGCUGCCUGCCAAACUCCCAGCUACGAAACCGGCCGAUGCAGACGAUGACGAUGAGCCCAAGAAGCGCAAGAAGAAGUCGCGCGAGGUUGUCAUUCACGAGUUCGAGAAGACGACCAAGUUCCCGACAUUCCUCAAGGCCACCAAGCCAGCGCCUGCCGAAUCGCUCACCGCAGAGUUUGUCGAGGGCAAGGGAUGGAUCGACGCCCAGGGCAACGUGAUCGAGUCGGAGAAGAUCAGGAAGACCGCGACGGCGCCCGUUCCCGAGAGUGAGGCUCCCAAGAAGAAGAAGAAGCCUGCCAAGGCCCCAACCCCUCCCCCGCAAGACGACGACACGACAAGCAGCAGCGGCACUUCUUCAGAGGACGAUACGUCUUCAGAUGACAGCUCAGACGACGAAGAGGAAGUCAAGGCGAAACCCGUGACACCUGCAAAGAAGGCACCAGAAACAUCGAAGCCCGCGCCUAAACCUGUCGACGACGAUGACACGAGCAGCAGCGGCACCUCGUCCGAUGACAGCAGCUCGGAUUCGGACUCUGACGACGAAAUGGAGGAUGCAGACAAGGUAGUGGCACCUCUUGUCCUGGAUAGCCCUCUGGCCGCCCUCAAGGCCGCCGAUGCCUCACGACCCAGGUCGGCUGGCUCCAACGUCAGCCUGACGAUCAAGAUACCGACGCCUUCUACCCCGGCCAAGGUCCAUCCUCUGGAAGCGCUUUACAAGCGACCCAAGCCCGACGAGAACUCGACCCCGCAGCCCCACAAGGAGGCCGAGCCUUUCAGCUUCUUCGGCGGCGGCGACAACGACGACUUGGAAGAGGAAGACGCGGCGCCGACCAGCCAGAUGCCCAUGACCCCCUUCACCGAGCAGGAGUUCGCGUGGCGCAACAUUAGAAGUGCGGCGCCCACGCCCGACACCGCGCACCCGAAUCGCACGAAGCCUUUCUGGGCCAUUGGAGCCGAGGCGGACGAGGAAGAGGAGGACGAGGCGACGCAGCAGGAGAUCGAGGCCACUCUUAACGCCGAGCAGAAUGCCGUCGAGGGCGAGGGCAGCGGAGUGCCCGCCGGCGAGUUCCAGAAGUGGUUCUGGGAGAACCGAAGGAAUCUGAACCAGUCGUGGAUGAAGCGUCGGAAAACGGCGGCCAAGGAGAAGAGGCACAGGGAUAACAAGUCCCGGGCGUCGAAAGCUGUAUAA